Messenger RNA from Siniperca chuatsi (mandarin fish), 2202 nucleotides. RefSeq names its product plasminogen receptor, C-terminal lysine transmembrane protein (gene plgrkt). The transcript has 5 exons. The coding region runs from base 178 to 627 and encodes 149 amino acids. Gene Ontology annotation, cellular component: plasma membrane. Gene Ontology annotation, biological process: positive regulation of plasminogen activation. The record is from RefSeq and is a predicted model, not a curated record. NCBI's taxonomy places the organism in Eukaryota, Metazoa, Chordata, Actinopteri, Centrarchiformes, Sinipercidae.
UUACAGGAUAACUGUCAGGACCGUAGAAAGGAAGUUAGCUGUUUUUGAGGCGAUGCACGCAUUUUUGUUUUGAUACAUGGCCUUGAACCCUCGUUAGUGCUGCUUUUGUGACCAGUAUCAUUAUAUUAUUAGCUUACCGUCUUCAAAGUAUAUUAGGUCAACAGUAACAACGCCACCAUGGGGUUUCUACUGUCUAAAUCCAUGGAUGCAAACUUUAAAAAGCAGCAAGAAUUCAUGCUCCACAAUUCCCGGCUGCAGAUGGAGCGUCAGAUCCUGAUGCAGAACCAGAUGAGAGAGAGACAGAUGGCUAUGCAGAUUGCCUGGUCCAGAGAGUUUCUCAAAUACUUCGGCACUUUCUUUACAGUGGCUACACUGGGACUCACUGUAGGUGCCAUUAAAAGAAAGAGACCAUUCCUAUUGGCUCCCAUCUUUCCUUUCGGCUUCAUAUUUGCCUACCAGAUGGACAGCGCCUAUGGGACACUUAUUAAUCGUAUGAGAAGGGAGGCUGAGAGUAUCAUGGCGUCUGAACAUAACCUCCUGGACUUGCCUCAUGGGACUCCAACUUUCGAUAGCAUAGAGAAGGCCCGCCGAGCUAAAAGCAGCCUCACCUCCUUCUUGGAGAAAUGACUUGCUGGUUAUUUGAGACAAAAUCAGAAUCGUCCAGUCGAUGCAUUCACCCAUUUUGCUUUUUCUUAAUUAUGCCUUUUUGACAUUAUUGAGUCCACGAUUUGCACUAAUUAUACAUCAUGGACCUCGAGUCACAGUAGUCUCAAUAUAAAUUAAUAUCCAAAUAAUGAUGUUGUUUUGUGGUUAUUGUUAUUAGAGGUGCAUCAGUAGCCAAACCCUUUCAGCACUGAACCACUAAUUACUUUAAAAAGCAGAUUGGCUAAUGCAGAAUACCAAUCAAAAUACUUAAGUUAGUUAGUAAUAAGCUGUUAGUACUGUAGUGUAUCAUGAAAUAAAUCUGCAACAUAAAUAUUUGCAUCAAUUGCAUUUAACCAUUUUAACGUAAUUCACUCAGAGACUAAAGCUGUGUCCCAAAUCUAGACUACAUACUAAUUUUAUACAAUAUAAACUACAUACUAACUGUCAUAGUAUACUGUUUUACCAGUUAAUAUACAAAAAUAUCAACAUACUUUACCAUUUUAUACUAACAGGAAAUUAUACAAUACGUGUGAUGUUGGAUGUCAAUGAGACGACAACUUUGGAAAGCUUCAGCCAAUUAAACUUCACAAAAAGACAUCGAAAUGUUUUUGCGUCAUUCCCUAUACAGUGUGCAUCAACAACACACUCAAAAAUCGACCGUAUUUAGCUUGCAUGCUGUCUGGUUUUAGUUAUUUUGUCACUUUUCCAGUCUGAAUUUACCACAUAGUAAAAACCGGCUCAGACUCAGUAUGUAGUAUGGAAUUGGGACACGGCGUAUGUCUCAACAAGUUGGGUUGUGCUUGUUUAUUAUGUUCUUAGUUAAAGCUGCAUGAAGUGAUUUCUGACCACCAGAGGGCAGAAAGACUCUUGAACACAAGAGAACGUGAACACACUCACAGUAACCUAAUCCUUACAAAGUCUGAGCUUAUCAAGGCCAUAGGGCUAAUGUUUUAGCAAAUAGUUGCCUACUUGCACAUCAGGCAGAUACAAAGCAACAUGAAAAUCUCAUUGGUGUAUAUUUUCUUGCCACCUGACGUGUACCAAUGCAAUGUUCACAUGUUUUUUAGCUCUAAUUUGGUUCACACUAGACACAUAUCUGGAUAUCUGACGUUUUCUGCAAGGCAUGCACUCGCUGUCAAAGCUUCUUCGCUCGAACAGACCGGAUAAUCAAAGCAGCUAAAGAGUGAUCAAAAUGAGAAUAUCAAAAAUAUUUUGGAGUUUUGAUUGUAAAGAUUCUCAACACGGCAUACAUUUGUCCUGACAGCAGAAGAUUGUUAUUCCCCCAAAUUGUAUCACUAAAACCUUUGGUCAUUGUAACAGGAAGAGACAAGUUUAUUUGCAAAGGUUGAAUUUGAGUGCUAAGGAGCUUUAUACCAAAGCUAUAGUUGGCAUUGGUGCACCUGUAAGUUUUAUUUUUAUUAUCACAGUAAUAUUCCGUGGAUUUAAAAUAUUACAAGGUGCUAAUAUUUAUGCAUUAUGUAUUUAUCAUAAUUUUAACUUGUUUGACAUCAUGGAAACUAUAUUUGUAAAUCCAAUAAAAAUAAAUAUCGCAAAGUC